GCUGGCAGCGCAUGCGCGGAGCGGCCGGCGGCGCCUGCGCCGUGUGGAAGGGAGAGGCUCGCCUGCAGUUGAUUCUGUGAUUCUACACGAGUCUGUUGCUGCAGAAGCUGCCGCUCCUUUCUCCGCCUGCCUGCGGUGCUGCUGCUCACAAUAAUAACUCGUUACCGCUGCGCUGACCCGGGUAUCCAGCAUGGCGCAAACAGAGAAGAAAGGUGGGCUGCUGCGGAAGUCUUCAGCCUCCAAGAAGCCAUUGAAGGAGAAAGUUGUGUUGAUGUAUGAUGAGAUUUUCACGACAGAGGACCCCAGUAAAUGCAACCCUAGGUUUUGGGAGGAGCUGUUUCUUAUGAAGGUCAACUUAGAAUAUCUAGAAGGCAAGCUGGAGGCUCUCGAUGGGGAAGAGUUAAUGAAGAUAAAAGAUAACAUCAACUGCUUGUUUCAGCACUGCAUCCAGGCACUGGGUGAGGAGCACCCAAUCAGAGUGGUCAAUGCAUUACAGACAUUGUGUGCAUUAAUUCGGGGUGUCCAUCAGAAGAACAAAUCCACUUCUGGGUUUGACAUCAUCAACAUGCUUGUUGGUUUCGAUAAGGCAGAGCUGUGUAUGAAGAAUCUCAUGGAGAGCUUGGACUCACUCCUCUGUGCAGAAGGCUCUGAAAGCCUCAAAAGCUUGUGUCUGAAGCUGCUUCUGUGCUUAGUGACGGUGACAGAUAACAUCAGCCAGAACACCAUCCUGGAGUAUGUGAUGAUUAACAGCAUAUUUGAAGCUAUUUUACAGAUCCUGUCCAGCCCACUUAGUCGCAGGGAACAUGGCUAUGAUGCUGUUGUCCUUCUUGCCUUGCUGGUUAACUACAGAAAAUAUGAGUCAGUGAAUCCCUACAUUGUGAAGCUCUCCAUUGUAGAUGAUGAGGCCACGCUCAAUGGAAUGGGACUUGUAAUUGCCCAGGCUUUAUCAGAAUAUAACAGGCAAUACAAAGAUAAAGAAGAGGAGCACCAGAGUGGUUUCUUCUCAGCCCUAACUAAUAUGGUGGGCAGUAUGUUCAUAGCAGAUGCUGAUGAGAAGAUCUCAGUCCAAACAAAUGAAGCUAUCCUUCUGGCCCUCUAUGAAGCUGUUCACUUAAACCGGAAUUUCAUCACAGUUCUGGCACAAAGCCAUCCUGAAAUGGGGCUGAUGACAACACCAACAAGCCCAAUUCCAGCAACACCUGUUACUCCACUUGGAACCACCCCACCUUCUUCAGAUGUUAUAAGCUCUGCAGAGCUGCCUUUGGACGCUGAUGUGCAAACCAGCAACCUGCUGAUAACCUUCUUGAAGUACAGCUCAAUUGUGAUGCAGGACACAAAAGAUGAGCACCGGCUACACAGUGGCAAGCUGUGUCUGAUUAUCCUGACAUGCAUAGCAGAGGAUCAGUAUGCUAAUGCUUUUCUCCAUGAUGACAACAUGAAUUUUCGAGUAAACCUACACAGGAUGCCAAUGAGACAUAGAAAGAAAGCAGCAGAUAAAAACCUGCCCUGUCGCCCGCUGGUGUGUGCAGUGCUUGAUUUGAUGGUGGAAUUCAUCGUAACACACAUGAUGAAGGAAUUUCCUAUGGAUCUCUAUGUACGGUGCAUUCAGAUUGUGCACAAGCUGCUGUGCUACCAGAAGAAAUGCAGAGUGAGGCUUCAUUACACUUGGAGGGAGCUCUGGUCAGCUUUGAUCAACUUGUUGAAGUUCCUCAUGUCUAAUGAGACUGUGCUGCUGGCCAAGCACAACAUCUUCACCCUUGCCCUUAUGGUUGUGAACCUGUUCAACAUGUUCAUCACUUACGGAGACACCUUUCUUCCCACUCCCAGCAGCUAUGAUGAGCUGUAUUACGAAAUCAUUCGGAUGCAUCAGAAUUUUGACAACCUUUAUUCUAUGGUUCUAAGGCUGUCUACCAAUGCUGGUCAAUGGAAAGAGCCUGCAAGCAAGGUGACUCAUGCCUUAGUCAAUAUUAGAGCCAUCAUCAACCACUUCAACCCGAAGAUAGAGUCUUACGCUGCUGUGAAUCACAUAUCUCAGCUCUCUGAGGAUCAGGUUUUGGAAGUGGUGCGGUCCAACUAUGACACGCUGACCCUGAAACUGCAGGACGGACUGGACCAGUACGAGCGCUACUCAGAGCAGCAUAAAGAGGCUGCAUUCUUCAAAGAGCUGGUUCGGUCCAUCAGCAUCAAUGUGAGGAAGAACUUGGCUUUCAACACGCUGAGCCAGGAACUGCUGCUGAAGGAGUUCUCUACGAUCUCUUGAAGUGGGGACGCUGCCACUGCACAGGGCUGACCAGAGAUGGGCCUGUUUGGGCAGGGACACUACAGAUCUGCAGCCAGUUGCCCCUUGCCUUCCGCCUGCAGAAGGGACUGCAUUUCUUUUAGGGGAGAGCCUUGCUGCUGUGUGUUUGAUCCCAAAGGCAUGUGUUUCAACAGGACUGGGGCUGAAGAGAGCGAUGGGCAUGUUGAGGAGAAGGAGGAAGCAAUUCUGUAAGGUGCAAUGGGGAUGGGCAGCCAUUCCUGUGACAUAGCAAUAGGGAUUCCCUCCACAGCCUCAGGGAAGAUGCACUGGAAAGCUUUGUAGCAGAGCUGGGGAGAGCUCACAACCAAAAUAAUAAAGCCAGUCCAGCUGUGUGAGACACUUCUGCAUUGAGAUCACUUGCCUGCUCUAUGGGGAAAGCUUCCUGAUCCCAGGUGAGGGCUGUUCUUUUCUGUCACCCUGAAUUAUCCUGCCCUCCUGCAAUGUACAUCAAAGCCCACUGGGAAUGGCUUUGGGGUAUAAAACAGUUUCCCCAAGGAGCAGGCCCUCCUCAUUGCUGGUUUCUUAUGGUGUCACUUGAACUAAGCCACUGGAUUAUUGGAGAAGGAAAAAUUUUGCCUCCAAGGCUGUUGGUUUACAGGGUCCUGUUGUAACUGGAGACCAGCUGUGCUUGGGGUCACUGUUACUUCCAGUAGCCCAGCUCAUCUCUGCUGUUUUCUAAGGCUGAGGGACAUUUUGGGAUAUUCCAUUUUCACGGGGCAGAGGACAGGGUGACUCCCUCUCCCCACUCUCCUUAUUGCCCAUCAGAGACUGCAUUGUGACAAUCCUUCCCUUCCUCACCGGAGUGUCUGCCUUGCACAUGUUUGCAAGUGCCUGGUGACCUUCAUGAACUAAGAAGUCCCCAUUUUUCCCUUGUGUGUAGCACACGAUUAAAAUGCAGCUGGAGAAGAAGUUUCUUCAUUUUCUCGCUUGCCCUCCUGUCUUCACCAAGCAACUUGCAGCAACAGUCUGCUGAGGACUUCCUAAGGAAGAGCUAUGGGAUGAUGUUCUGGGGCCCAGGCAGGCCUUUCUGCUCCAGAGCCCGUGUUUCAGAGGUGCCCAGGGCCAGCAGAGCCUGUUCCGAGUGCUGUGUCUGGCUGCCAACUCAGGAAUACGCAGCAUAAACAUCCAUUCCCUGCUCCUGCAUUUUCAGCUCCCAGCAGUGAUGUUAGGAUCUGGCCUGACUUUGUGGACAGAAGCAGAGAAGUUAUUUACAUCCCAGGUCCGCUUUUGUUUUUCCCUAGAAAAUAGUUUUGUUUGCAAAAGAAGUGCCUAGCCCCACUCUUAGCCUUGUUAGGUUAGUGUGAGCAGUGUGAACGUCAUGCUCAUUUACUACCAUUUUUAGGCAAGGCUUCUUCAUGCUAACGUGUUAAUUGCAUUCAUGUUUCAUCUCUACCUGCCAUGAGCAUGGGAAACCGAAAGCUGUGUCCUUGGCCACCCGCUGAGCACAGCACCUGAUGAAGACCGCAUGUUUUCCUUGGGAGCACCGGCUUCUCCUGACAGGAGAUACUUUGCCUCAGCAGGGAAUUGUCUGGCUUUUAUCAGCUAAGCCAGACACUUAGUUGCUUUCUGCCACGCAAGUGUGUAGAAAUGUAUACAUACCAAAGGGACAGGGCUUGGGAGAGCAAGCAGACUCCAUAAAAUCACUUGGCUUGAGAACGGGACAGGGCACGUAGAAGGAGUCAGCUUCUCUGGUAAAGAAACAAUAGCGAUGGCUUGCAGCACAUGGCACUCGUCUGUAGAUAUGGGGAGCUCUUGCUAGAUGAUCUUGCGUCUGGGGACAGGGAAUUUCAUCUAAAGGGGGCUUGAGUUGCUUCCCUGAGGUGCAGCCCCAGCAUCGGUGUUGUUGGAGCACCCAGCAGUCCCCAUGCCUCCUUUUCGCCUAUCCCAGUUAGGCUGAGGCUAAGCAGAUACGUGACAGAGUUGGGAAUGAGUCUGCCUCUGCCUCCGCAACCUCUGGGAUUUUCAGCUUUUCACUCUGGGCUCAGCUAUAGAAGAUCUCGUCUCCCCCAGGGUGCUCCCUUCUUGGGAUGAACUGAGAAUCCCAGGCUGUGAGUGGAAAACCACUCUCAUGGGGUCAGCCGUCACCCAAGGCUGAGCUGGGGAAGACACUGACACAUCCUCUUGUCACGCUGUCACCAAACCAAGCACUGUAAGUGGAUGUACAUACAAACCGAGAGCUCAAUAAAUAGCAGAGCCCUGCCUA
Pezoporus flaviventris is the source of this 4502-nucleotide messenger RNA. It is a transcript of the gene ARMH3, whose product is annotated as armadillo like helical domain containing 3. The transcript is spliced from 27 exons. NCBI's taxonomy places the organism in Eukaryota, Metazoa, Chordata, Aves, Psittaciformes, Psittacidae. Gene Ontology annotation, biological process: regulation of Golgi organization. Bases 191 to 2260 code for a protein of 689 amino acids. Gene Ontology annotation, cellular component: cytosol. The record is from RefSeq and is a predicted model, not a curated record.